CAGUUCUAAUCCAGUUGGGUUGCGUGCCCUGUUCACUUGGCUUCACUCGUCAAAAACCCCAAAGCUUUUCUUUCUUUCUCACUCUCCAAGUCUACUACUUUCCCUCAUUCUCUCUCUCAAUUUUCCGUCAAAAUGCCAAUCACCAAAGACCCAUCCACUCCGCCGCCUAUGAUCGGAAAAAUUGGGCCUUACACCGUCUUCGUGACCCCACCUUCCACCCCAAAACCAGCUGAACCGGUAUUCGAGUCCCCCAAGAAGGUUGCGCCGCCGCCUAUGGUUCAGCCUCCUCCGCAGCAGUUCGAUAAGUCUGUGUCUGCCCAAUCCCUACACAAUGGCUCUGCUGUCUCGGGUUUCUUUAAAAAUGCAGUCACCAGAGUUCAAAAUGUUCAUUCAAGCUUGGAUGAUCGUUUGGCUCGGUGGUUUGGAUUAGAUCAGUCCAAGUAUCAGUGGGCAUGGGAUGGCUAUCAUGAGAGCAAAGGAUUGGGAAAGGAAGAUGGAAAGACCAAAGAGAUAUCAAGCAAACUACAGAGCGUGUAGCAUUGUUGUUAGGUUGGUAACUUGAUCUUUCGUGUGUGAUAUCCCAAUUGUUGAUCCAAGUGAGAUUGGCUGUUGAGUCUGUUUUGUGUAGUAUAUCUAUAUCUAUGUACAUAUGUAAGAGAUAUGGUUACCCAGAUGUUUAUGAAGGGAUCUGGUUGCAUGCAA
Tripterygium wilfordii is the source of this 702-nucleotide messenger RNA. RefSeq lists its product as uncharacterized. Bases 133 to 537 code for a protein of 134 amino acids. The transcript has 3 exons. The record is from RefSeq and is a predicted model, not a curated record. NCBI's taxonomy places the organism in Eukaryota, Viridiplantae, Streptophyta, Magnoliopsida, Celastrales, Celastraceae.